Messenger RNA from Ficedula albicollis (Collared flycatcher), 6674 nucleotides. It is a transcript of the gene EXTL3, whose product is annotated as exostosin like glycosyltransferase 3. The coding region runs from base 860 to 3619 and encodes 919 amino acids. Gene Ontology annotation, molecular function: glycosyltransferase activity. The record is from RefSeq and is a predicted model, not a curated record. Lineage: Eukaryota; Metazoa; Chordata; Aves; Passeriformes; Muscicapidae. Gene Ontology annotation, cellular component: membrane. The transcript is spliced from 10 exons.
CCCCCCCCCACCCCCCCCCCCCCAGCCACUCGCGGCUCCGCCGGGAGGGCGAAGUGAGGGCGCCGAGAGCAGGCUCCAGACAGAUGAGUAGAGAGCUGGCUGCAGAAGAGGGACAGAUUCCAAUUUGCCAGCUGAUCACCGUGUACAGAGGGAAACCCUUGAGAUCAGCACUGGGAGGAAGAAGAGAGGUGGUGAAGGAGCUGAUGUGGGACAGAUCUGAGCCAAAGAGCUGAGGGACAGCAGGGCCCUGCUUAGUCCAGAUUUAUGCAGUUGUGGCUGCAGCUGUGAGCUUGGAAGGGCAGAGUGCUGAUGAAAAAGAGACUUGGCAAUACAAGGUGUCUCUCCAAGCCCAGAUAAAGCAGGGGAGCCACUUCCACACUCCCUGAGGUCCUUGUCCAUUUGCCAGGAGGGAGCUGGCGUGGCACAGGGAUGGCAGAGCUUCACCCUCCCAGCAGCGAUGAGAGAGACUGACCUGGCUCCUUCUGCACCAGGGCUGCUGCCUCUGCGUAUUCAUUGCAUGGUAAUGCAGGAUGUCGGCAGCAGCCGUCGACUCCGGCUCGGCCCCACCGCGUUUUUCUUCUGGUUGCGACUCUGAGUCACCAUGACAACGCUGUGACACUUCCAGCAGAGGUUGCAAGGGUGGGCUGGGGGUGGGCGAGAAGGUCAAUGCUCGAGUCUGACGGGAUCAGGAGUCGCACCUGCAGCAAAACCGCCGUGGGAGAGCCGCCGGCACGGCGAGAAGAUGAAAUUCCCCUUCCGUUGGCUUCUCCUCGAGCAGGCACAGUAACAUUGCUGUAAAAGCUCCUUUGGUUAUGGCUACUGACCCGACGUGAUUGCGCGCGCGGCGGCUUCGGAACUCAUGAGCGGCUAUACGAUGUUGCGCAAUGGGGGAGUGGGGAACGGAGGCCAGCCCUGGGUCUUGAGGUGGUCCAGUCGCAUCCGGCUCACCUGGCUCAGCUUCACCCUCUUCGUCAUCCUCGUUUUCUUCCCCCUCAUCGCCCACUACUACCUGACCACCAUCGACGACGCGGACGAUGCCGGCAAGCGCAUCUUCGGCCCCCGCGCCGGCAACGAGCUGUGCGAGGUGAAGCACGUGCAGGACCUGUGCCGCAUCCGCGAGUCGGUCAGCGAGGAGCUGCUCCAGCUCGAGGCCAAGCGCCAGGAGCUCAACAGCGAGAUCGCCAAGCUCAACUUGAAGAUCGAGGCCUGCAAGAAGAGCAUUGAGAAUGCCAAGCAGGACCUGCUGCAGCUGAAGAACGUCAUCAGUCAGACUGAGCAUUCCUACAAGGAGCUGAUGGCUCAGAACCAGCCCAAGCUCUCCUUGCCCAUCCGGCUGCUGCCGGACAAGGACGAUGCCACCUUGCCCCUGCCAAAAUCCAACAGGAACUGCAGGCUGCACAACUGCUUUGACUACUCACGCUGCCCGCUGACAUCUGGCUUUCCAGUCUAUGUCUACAACAGUGAUGAUUACCCUUUUGGUAGUUCCUUAGACCCUUUAAUUAAACAGGCCUUUGAGGCGACUGUCAGAACUAAUGUUUAUGUUACUGAAAAUGCAAAUAUUGCUUGUGUGUAUAUAAUUUUAGUGGGGGAAAUGCAAGAGCCUGUAAUGCCAAAACCUACUGAACUAGAGCAACAGUUGCACUCUUUGCCAUAUUGGAGGACUGAUGGGCACAACCAUCUCAUCAUCAAUCUGUCGAGGAAGUCAGAAACUCAGAACUUUAUUUACAACAUCAGCACGGGGCGGGCCAUGAUCGCCCAGUCCACCUUCUACGACGCCCAGUAUCGGCCGGGCUUUGACAUCGUGGUGUCACCUCUGGUCCACGCCAUGUCCGAGCCCAACUUCCUAGAAAUCCCCCCCCAGGUGCCGGUCAAGCGUAAGUACCUGUUCAGUUUCCAGGGGGAGAAGAUCGAGUCUCUGCGCUCCAGCUUGCAGGAGGUUCGCUCUUUCGAAGAGGAGAUCGAAGGCAACGCCCCGGCUGACUACGACGACCGGAUCAUCGCCACCUUGAAGGCUGUUCAGGACAGCAAGCUGGACUUUGUUCUGGUGGAGUUCACCUGUAAGAACCAGCCUAAGGCCAGCCUGCCCACUGAGUGGGCUCUGUGUGGAGAAAGGGACGACAGACUAGAGCUACUGAAGCUUUCUACUUUUGCACUGAUCAUCACCCCCGGGGACACCCGUUUAGUGAUCUCGGCCGGGUGUGCCAUGAGACUGUUCGAGGCCCUGGAAGUCGGGGCCAUCCCGGUGGUUCUCGGAGAGCAGGUUCAGCUACCCUACAACGACGUCAUCCGGUGGAACGAGGCAGCCUUAAUCAUACCAAAGCCACGCAUCACAGAAGUGCACUUCCUUCUGAGAAGCAUUUCUGACAACGACCUCCUCGCCAUGAGGAGGCAGGGCCGCUUCUUGUGGGAGACCUACUUCUCCACCUCCGACAAUGUCUUCAGCACAGUCUUAGCUGUCAUAAGGACUCGAAUCCAAAUCCCGGCUGCUCCUAUCCGAGAAGAGCCCGCUGUGGAGAUCCCCCACCGUUCUGGCAAAGCUGCUGGCACAGACCCCAAUAUGGCAGACAACGGUGACCUGGACCUGGGGCCUGUGGAGACAGAACCACCCUACGCCUCUCCCAAAUAUCUCCGCAAUUUCACCCUCACCGCCAUGGAUAUCUACAGGAAUUGGAAUUCUGCCCCGGGGCCUUUCCACCUCUUCCCCUACACCCCCUUUGACCCCGUUUUACCAUCAGAAGCGAAAUUUUUGGGGUCUGGGACUGGGUUUCGACCCAUUGGUGGAGGAGCAGGUGGCUCUGGGAAGGAGUUCCAGGCUGCCCUGGGUGGCAACGUCCCGCGGGAGCAGUUCACGGUGGUGAUGUUGACUUACGAGCGGGAGGAAGUGCUGAUGAACUCCCUAGAGAGGCUCAAUGGCCUCCCCUACUUAAAUAAAGUUGUGGUGGUGUGGAACUCUCCCAAGCUUCCCUCCGAGGAUCUCUUGUGGCCAGACAUUGGCGUCCCAAUCGUGGUGGUGCGCACGGAGAAGAACAGCCUGAACAACCGGUUCCUGCCCUGGGACGAGAUCGACACCGAGGCCAUCCUGUCCAUCGACGACGACGCCCACCUGCGCCACGACGAGAUCAUGUUCGGCUUCAGGGUGUGGAGAGAGGCCAGGGAUCGGAUCGUGGGCUUCCCGGGGCGCUACCACGCCUGGGACCUCCCCCACCAGUCCUGGCUCUACAACUCCAACUACUCCUGCGAGCUCUCCAUGGUGCUCACUGGUGCUGCCUUCUUCCACAAGUACUACGCGUACCUGUACUCCUACGUGAUGCCCCAGGCCAUCCGGGACAUGGUGGACGAGUACAUCAACUGCGAGGACAUCGCCAUGAACUUCCUGGUGUCCCACCUGACCAGGAAACCUCCCAUCAAGGUGACCUCCCGCUGGACCUUCCGCUGCCCCGGCUGCCCCCAGGCGCUGUCCCACGACGAUUCCCACUUCCACGAGCGGCACAAGUGCAUCAACUUCUUUGUGAAGGUGUACGGGUACAUGCCCCUGCUCUACACGCAGUUCCGCGUCGACUCGGUCCUCUUCAAAACCCGCCUGCCCCAUGACAAGACCAAAUGCUUCAAGUUCAUCUAGGAAUGGCAGCACAGCAGGAGCGGGAUGGGAGCAGCUGGACACCCCCAAGCUGCAGGAGAAGCUGCUUUGUUGGGCUGUGAGUGUUGAGGCCCUUCGCUCUGGACUCUGGCCUCACAAACGGGAUUGGGAUGGGCACUUCCCUCCUUCCCUGCGCUCCCACAGCAGGGAAUGGGAUCCCAUGGCUCCUCAAGGACACCCAGGCAAUGGGAUCCCAUGGAGGGAAUGGGAUCCCAUGGCUCCUGUAAGGAAACACAGGCAAUGGGAUCCCAUGGAGGGAAUGGGGAUCCCAUGGCUCCAGAGAGGACACCCAGGCAAUGGGAUCCCAUGGAGGGAAUGGGAUCCCAUGGCUCCAGAGAGGACACCUAGGCAAUGGGAUCCCAUGGCUCUGCAAGAACACAAGCAAUGGGAUCUCCCAUGGCUCUGCAAGGACACAGGCAGUGGGAUCCCAAGGACACUCCCAUGGAUUGUACACUGAGGAAUGGCCACACUGGCUCUGCCCCUUCGCUAGCCAAGGGCAGCCAUUCUUUUUAAUUCUAAUUAUUGUUAUUUAAAAUGAAAGUGGUUUAGAUUUGCCGCCUGAGGCGCUUUUUUGUUUUCUUUUCUUUCCCCUCCCCUCUCCCCAGCCCAUUUCCCCUCUGGACCCCUCAGCCCAUCCCAGGGGACCAUAGCCAGGCCAGGCUGGAGGUGUUUGGGUGCAGCUCCUGUCACCACUGCUGUCCCCAUCCUUCCUCCCGUGGCACAGCCCUUCCCACCCACCAGAUCCUGGCUUCCCUUGCCCUGUGGCUGCUGCUGAGGCCUCUCAGGUGUCACCUGCUGAGGAGCCCUUUGCUCUGCUCUGCUCUGCUCCCCACCCUGAGCCCCUGCAGAGGGGCAAGGUUGGCCUGGAUGAUCCUUCCUGGCUCCUGGUGCUGUUCCCCUGCUGUACCUGGGGGGUUCAGUUGCUGCUGUCUCUGUGUCUUUUCCCUUGUCCUGCUGAUCCUCUACAGACAGGGAAUGUGCUUGGGGCUUAGGGAAAAUCCACCUGCAGCACAGCCAGGGCUCAGAGUGCUCCAGGCUCCUGGAGGCUCUGACCCUUCUCUGUGCUCAGCCCAGCCUGGGUGUGCCAGAGCUGCAAUUCCUGCUCUGCCUUAAGCCCAGCCCAGCCUCACCCCCUGGCUUCAGGCUGUGUCCCAGGUUUAAUCCCAACAGAUUUCCAGUGUGUGAUGCUGCUGGGAUCAUGUUCACAGUGUGGACUGGGAGCUGGUUCCUCUCUCCCACAGCAAAAUGCUGUCACACCUGUCACCCCCUGAGCUCAGCUGCUGCUCCAUCCUGCUCCAUCCUGCGGGCAGCACAGCAGGGAAGGGCACACCUCGUGUGAUGUUCUCCCUCAGCACAGCCCAGAUGUUUGUGAGCAGCCUGGAGAAGCUCUUGCUGGGGGGUGGGUCCUGGAUGUCACCCCUGGUGUGUCUCUGGUGUGUGGGAGCAGGGAUGGUCCAGCAGCAGCUCCUGGGCUCAUUCCCAAGGUCAGCCCUGUCCAUGCCCCUCCUGCACCACGUUUUGGGGUCUCUCCAAACUCUUCUCCCCAGGUUUUUCCAUCAGCACUGACACUUCCUCAUGGAAGGGGAGGGAAGGAGCAGCCUGUUCCCAGCAGAGCCCAUGGCUUGUGCCUUCACCAGCAGCACUGACCACAGCAAAACACAGAUCAAGGAAUCUUCUCCUAUGGUUUUUUUCCCCUUUCCAUUCCCUUUUUGCUUUAACAUCAGAUGCCCAAAACAGCACACGUCAGAGUCUCCUUAAAAAUGCCAUGGGAGAUCCUGCAAGGCCCUGGAACACCUGGAAGGAUUCUGUGCCCUGCAGAAGUGGAAAUGUGGCUCUUGCCAGGAGCUGUGCCAGCUCCAGCAUUCCAGGGGGCCUCAGCUCCUCCUGCACGGCUUUAGUUCCGCCCUCAUUAGCGGGGUUCGUUAGCAGAGCCACGCCUCAGGUACAGCCCAGGCCCGGCUCAGCUCUGCCCUCCCGGAGCUGGAGUGAUGUGGGCAUGCACUGCACUUUAUCCAGGCACAGGCACUGCUCAGAGCCCUCAGGCUUCCCACAGUCCAAAGGGAAAUUCCAGUGGGAGCCUGGGGGAGCAGGGAUGGGAUGGGAAGUGUUGGCAUUGCCCAGCGGGGUCGAGAUGCUCAGUGUGGGAGCCCAGGCUGGGAAUUCUGUUUUUCCUUGCUGUGUUUUGAUUCGAGGCCAGUUGAGAUCAGGGAUCAGCAGAGCAAAUCCAACUGUUCUUCCUCCAGGCUCUCUGGCCUUUCUCCCAAGCUGGGGUUUUGUUGGGAGGAUCCCCCUGUCCGUUGUGCUGUGUCCCCGUGGGAUCUCUCUGGGUGUCAUGGGAUGAAUUCCUCCUUGCUGAGCGCCCCUAAAGGGGAAGGACUGGGGGUGAAGGGGUGAAAAGGCUCUAAAGGGACACAGCUGGGCAGCAGCAGCGCUGGGAGGGAUGGAAUUCUGGGAGGAAAUGAAAUGCCAGCAGGAACACCUUCCCCACCCACAGCACUGUGCUGCCCUCCCAGUCCUGCUGCUGCUGAUUUCCCAAAUCACGCCGAACAUCCCCAAACCCCUGGAGUACAGGACUGGGAUUCACAGCCCAGCUUUGUGCUCCUGAGCCACGCCAGGACCUGAGCUCUCCUCAGAGAGUGCUCCAGCCGUGCCACCACCCCAAACGUCCUUCCCUGCUCCCACCCAUCGUUCUCCCGGGAUUUUUGGGGCACCCCAGGCUCACCCCGAAGCUCAGGUUUGGUUGUGUGAUCCACCCCAGCCCCUGGGGCAGCCCUGAGGAGCUGGGAGGGGCUCUUGGCAGCUGCACCUUUUCCCCACUGCAGAAUUUCUGCUGCUUCCCCCGGGCACGGAGCGAGGCCUUUCCCGCUGUAAAUAGGACUGAGGUGACACGGCCCCCGCCCUCCCCUUGUGCCCACGGUGCCCUCAGCACCAGGAUUUCAAAUCCAACAGGAACUGAGAGACAAGGAACACUCCUUCGACACGAGCACAAUGUUGAGUUUUUUGUAAAAGGUUCCAAUAAAUGGAGAGUUUAACUUGG